Salvia splendens (bonfire salvia) is the source of this 818-nucleotide messenger RNA. Its product is annotated as peroxisomal membrane protein PMP22-like. Lineage: Eukaryota; Viridiplantae; Streptophyta; Magnoliopsida; Lamiales; Lamiaceae. Gene Ontology annotation, cellular component: cytoplasm; membrane. The coding region runs from base 89 to 646 and encodes 185 amino acids. The transcript has 7 exons. The record is from RefSeq and is a predicted model, not a curated record.
CUCACCACAUCCAAUUCAAGAUUCACCCUCUCUCCCCGACUCCAAUUAACCUCUGCUGCAAUUGUGGGGUGAGAAUUGAGAAAGAAAGAUGGCAUCAGUUGCGAAGAAAGGAUUGCAGCAGUAUUUGGCGCAGCUCCAGCAACACCCUCUCCGAACCAAGAUGAUAACUGCGGGAGUGCUGUCGGCGACCAGUGAUAUUGUGGCCCAGAAACUCUCUGGCAUUCCCAAGCUUCAGCUCAAGCGACUUCUUCUUAAAGUGAUAUUCGGGUCAGCUUAUUUGGGGCCAUUAGGGCAUUAUUUCCACAUAUUGCUGGAUAAAAUUUUCAAAGGGAACAAGGACACCAAAACUGUAGCUAAGAAGGUGGUGCUGGAGCAACUUACAAUUUCACCUUGGAACAACCUGAUGUUUAUGAUUUACUACGGCUUAGUUAUCGAGGGGAGGUCCUGGUUCCAUACGAAAUCUAAAAUCAAGAAGGAAUAUCCGACUGUCCAGUAUACGUCGUGGACAUUCUGGCCUGUGGUUGGAUGGGUGAAUCAUCAGUAUGUGCCACUGCAGUUCCGUGUAAUUCUCCAGAGCGUCGUUGCUUGUUUCUGGGGAAUAUUUCUGAAUCUAAGAGCCAAGUCUCUUGCAAUUGCUAAACCUUGAGGAGAGGAGAGGAGAGGAGGAAGUUAUGUUGUUUGGUUUGGAAAUUGUCACCUUGUUUAGCAUGGUCUAUUAUUUCUGCAUUGAAAACUAUAAUAUGUAUUGUUUGAGCCAUGGUGUUUUAAAACUAAUUAAAAUUAUUCUUAUAUUAUGUUGAUUCGAUCGACUAUGAAAA